GUCAAUUGGAGUAUGCUGGGAAGACAUCACAAAUAUAAUAGAAUGUGGUGGGGGAAGUAUGUAAUUUUUGAAAACCAAUUCAAUUCAAGAGUGGUGUAUUCAAGGAAAUUAUACUAAUACCUCUUAAUCCAAAUGAUCGUUAUAUCAUUAUUCAUAUAUUGGGUAUAUGCUUCGCCUUCUCUGGAUUCCUACUUAGAGGGUAAGCCAUGGCUAUUUUGGCUCUGUCUCUUCAUUUCAAUAUGGCACUGCUACAUUGGCAUUGAUAUUCAGAAAGGAUGUUGCAGUAUUCCCCUGGAAUUGGGUUGUGUUCGUCACCUUCACUCUCUCAGUUUCAGUCGUUUGCGGUACAUUGGUGGCUUUGGGAGACUCAGUUAUCGGUCUUUUAGUUUUCAGCAGUCUUGCAAGCAUGGUGUUUUUCUUGUUUAUGUAUUCAUUGACAGUCAAAAGAAGACUCACCUAUUAGGGAUCAAUACUAUUUAUAUCAGCUAGUAUCCUCCUCAUUUUUGAAAUCUUCACAAUCUUCACUGAGGUUUCCCUCUUUUGGUUAAGUAGUGUUUCACUCUUUGCUUUCCUAUUGGCAUUUCUAUUGAUUUAUGACACCUACACUAAUGUUAAUUCAGGAGAUCAAUACGAUGUCAAUUAAGCAGAUGAAGUGUCAGGAAGUGUAAUUAUCUAUUGGGAUGUGAUCUUGCUUUUCUUGAAAAUGAAUGAACUUAUUAAAGAUUACUUAGUGAGGGAACGCAAUUGA
Paramecium tetraurelia is the source of this 748-nucleotide messenger RNA. RefSeq lists its product as uncharacterized. The record is from RefSeq and is a predicted model, not a curated record. Lineage: Eukaryota; Ciliophora; Oligohymenophorea; Peniculida; Parameciidae. The transcript is spliced from 4 exons.